UCCAUAGCAAAACGAAGGCUAAACAUCGGUGUUGGUCUGGGCUUACUCUUUGUAGUCUCUCGCCUAUUUUAUACACGUUAAAUGUACCUGACACACAAUGUAAUCCCGACAAUUCAAUGAUCUCUGUUAUACGUGUUGGUGUCUUACAUCAUUUUGACGCUGUUGCUUUUCUCUCAUUCAAAUUUUUUACCGACAUCGAUUAGUGAACGUGCACUGCAUGCUGGUGAUCAGGCUGAGAGCUCCCUUUUAUACCAUUGCCAGCAGAUAACCAGUGGUCAUAUUGUACAGCCUAUAGUACUGUAGGUCAGUCCAUGGUACUUGACCACAUGAUGGACUGAGUGUUUUAGCCGACGGCUUGCUGCUUACUUCAUAGUUUAGAGGGCGGAGAGAGGUCUACUAUCUGGACGAUAAAUACGGACGGUAUUAAUUGUGGUGGACACCAAUGAUAGACAGGGUGUUGUCAUACUGGCGAGAAUCACCGCGGAGGUUACAGGUCUGAGUAUCUGCCAACAUCUGUGAUGUCUGAACAAGACGAAUAACACACAUUCUAGUAACAAGUCCUAGAUCACAACUAUGGAUACGGAGACUGGAAUAGAGACCCCUACGGAACAGGGUUAUUAUGCGACGAUGAAUCCCUCUCUGAUGAAUGCCAGUGUUCCGACGGACGGAAGUAGUACCAUUGGUCAUACUCCAUUACAAGUUCCAGUUUAUCUCCAGGCUAUCCUUAUUACCAUGUACUCGGCAAUCAUAAUUCUGUCAGUCGGAGGGAAUUUGACAGUGUGUUUCAUUGUGUUUAGGGCAAGGCGCAUGCGCACUGUGAUGAAUUUUUUCAUAGUGAGUCUUGCUAUGAGUGAUCUCCUGAUGGCCCUUUUGUGCAUCCCUUUUACGUUUGUUGCUAACCUCGUUUUGAAUUACUGGCCUUUUGGUGACCUGUUGUGUCCCAUCGUCACAUUCCUUCAGUCCGUAACGGUCUUCCUCAGCUCUUUUACCCUCGUUGCUAUCAGUAUGGAUCGUUAUAUCGCAAUUAUUUACCCUCUUCGCCAAAAAAUGUCCAAAAAACAGGCGUUUAUCGUAAUCGCUUUGAUAUGGUUCAUAUCAUUCUUAAUACCGAUACCCACGGCAUUGUUUUCUUGGACGCACAAAUACGUCAACGUUUCAACAGCCCCGAAAUUCUGCCAGGAAAUGUUUGCGAAUCCUGAAGAUAAACGUUUGUACGGAACAAUGAUAAUGCUAUUACAGUACUUUCUUCCCUUAAUUAUUCUGAUGUUUACCUAUGGCCGGAUCAGCGCUGUCAUGUGGAUAGACAGAACACCGGGAGAGGCCAUGACCACGCGCGAUCAGCGCAUGACCGAGUCCAAGCGGAAGAUUAUUAAGAUGAUGAUAACGGUUGUGGUUAUCUACGCGAUAUGCUGGCUUCCCCUCCACGUACUCAACAUAGCUGGUGACGUAGAUCCCAGCAUAUAUGACAUCAAAGGCAUGAACUACAUAUGGAUGACGUCACACUGGCUCGCUAUGAGCAACUGUAUGUAUAAUCCAUUUAUAUACUGUUGGAUGAACGCCAAAUUCCGGAAUGGAUUUCUGAAAGUGUUAAACUGUUUUACCUGCGGAUUGGUAAAUGUGACUGACGAAAUUGAAAUGCAGCGAAUGAGAAGACAGGACACAUUAACAGUGACCACUUCCGUCUCUGUGAACGGAAGUUUGAGAAGGUUCAAUUCAUCAAAACGGAAAGAAGCAGCUACAUAUAACGCAGAUUAUACAUCGAUAGUGGAAAAACGAUGACGCAUGGAAACCUCGAAUUCUAGUGUUGUGUGUACAGAUAUUAUAAAGGUACAGAGUAAACUCGAGAGUUGCUCUAACUCACAAUUUUCAGAUGAUAUAACGUCCGAUAUGUGAUGACAACCAGGUACAUUUGCCCGGCUGUGAAGGACGUUCGUUGUUUACGUAUUUUGGGUUUAUAUAAUAACGACAAUGAAAUGAAGAAAGGAGACUUCUUUAUAUAUAAAGUGAUACAUAUGUCAUUAGAUUGUUUGUAUACAACUUGGAUUAAAUACCGCCUGUAUUCGAAAGGAGCCUGGCUGUCAGAGUACUGGGAAAAAAACACGAAAACAGAGUCGUACUCGAGUUAUUAUUUUCUCAUAUAGAAAUUCACUCGCUACGAUAAUAGGUGAAUAUAGCCACUGAUAUAUUUUGCGUAUGGAUUCCUUUAACAUGAGCUAUUGAAUGAUAUCAUAUCAUAUUGGUACUAUUAUGACGUCACAUAAUUCCAGAUUAUACUAUGACGUCAAACCUGGGACAAUAAAUAUAAAUAUCUCAUAGGAAUGGAUGAAACCGCGCUUGUGUGUGUGUGUAAAUGUGUUCGUACAUUACCAUGGAAUUUCAUAUAAAUAUAUCAUACAUGAGAGAUUUAACUGUUACGGCCGAGGGAAACAAACAUCUACAAUAAUGUGACAUACUUAGUAAUAUCGAAUAUUGAUAGCCAGUAUAUAGUUACAUUGUAUAUAAACGUAAUCAUAUAUUCUGGGGAAAUGAUAUGUGAUGUAAUUUUAACGCAAUAAAAACGUUGAAUAUA
Molecule: messenger RNA, 2569 nt
Organism: Pecten maximus
Lineage: Eukaryota; Metazoa; Mollusca; Bivalvia; Pectinida; Pectinidae
Product: RYamide receptor-like
Exons: 3
Coding region: 574-1779 (401 amino acids)
Biological process (GO): G protein-coupled receptor signaling pathway
Cellular component (GO): neuron projection; plasma membrane
Molecular function (GO): neuropeptide binding; neuropeptide Y receptor activity
Source: RefSeq, a predicted model, not a curated record